This is a messenger RNA of Panonychus citri (citrus red mite), 3055 nucleotides long. RefSeq names its product fibropellin-1-like. The transcript is spliced from 5 exons. Lineage: Eukaryota; Metazoa; Arthropoda; Arachnida; Trombidiformes; Tetranychidae. The record is from RefSeq and is a predicted model, not a curated record. Gene Ontology annotation, molecular function: calcium ion binding. The coding region runs from base 314 to 2089 and encodes 591 amino acids. Gene Ontology annotation, biological process: heterophilic cell-cell adhesion; establishment or maintenance of epithelial cell apical/basal polarity. Gene Ontology annotation, cellular component: protein-containing complex; plasma membrane.
GUGAGGCCUCACCUUUUCAAACCAUUUUCACAUUUACCUUUUAAAACCAAGCCGAUAAAAAGCUUUUGUUGUAAACUCUUAUAUUCUGUUGUGUGUGUUAACAAGCAACAAACCAACAAGAGAAAAAAAAAUGAUUUAGAAACUUAACUAAUCAAAAUUAAUACUUUAAUCUUCAUCAAUGUAUCUCUUUUGUUCAGUGUAACAGCUAAUCAAUUAAUGGACAUUACUAAUUAUUAAAUUAUUGUGUCUUAAGUGUAAUAACAAAUUAACUAAUUUCCAGUUGACGGUAAACAUUGGAAACAACAAAUUGACAAUGUUCAAUUUAUUACUUGCAUCUUAUAGUAACACCAACAACAAGAGAGAAUCAAGUUUACCUGUGAUAACCUGUUGGUUGUCUACAUUUUUUUUUAUUCUUUUAACUUUUUUACCAAAUUGUUAUGCUUCUGAUCUAAUUAAUUUAACAAAUUCUUCAUCAACGAUUAAUUCAACCAUUGAUUAUACAACAAUUAAUUUAACAACAACAACAGAAUCAACACCAACCUCUUGUUCACCUUCUUGUGUAAAUGGUAUUUGCCAUCAAUCUAAAUGCUAUUGUGUUCCAGGAUUUACAGGCAAACGAUGCGAGAAACGGUGGGAUGAUUGUGUAUCACAACCUUGUCAAAAUGGUGGAACCUGUGAAAUUGAUGGAUCUCACUAUAAGUGCAUCUGUCCAGCGGGUUAUACUGGACCUUUAUGUGAAAAGGAUAUUGAUGAUUGUGCCUCUUCACCUUGUCUAAAUAAUGGUACAUGUACUGAUCUAUUAAAUGGUUUUACCUGCUCUUGUUUACCCGAUUGGACAGGUAAACUUUGUGAAUCAAAGAUUGACUAUUGUGAUCCAAAUCCGUGUGAAAAUGGUGGAUCAUGUUUUUCCUCUUCCGAUCAAUUUAAUGUCUCAUGUUUGUGUGACAUCGGUUAUUCUGGUCAGUUUUGUGAAAACCGAGUGUGUGACCCAACUCAUUGUAAUGGAAUCUGUUUGAAUGAUACUUGUUUCUGUAAACAAGGUUAUAGUGGUAUCCAUUGUCAGGAAGAUAUUGAUGAAUGUGCUUCCAAUCCAUGUGAAAAUGGUGGUGUUUGUGAAAAUUUAAUCGAUGAAUUUAAGUGUCAUUGUAAAUUGGGUUUUGAAGGAAACCGAUGUAAUAUCAACAAAGAUGAAUGUGCCACCAAUCCAUGUGAAAACAAUGGUACCUGUAUCGAUGGUAUCGCUGAUUAUACCUGUUUAUGUUCAACUGGAUUUAUUGGUAAAAAUUGUGAAAACAAUACAGAUGAAUGUGCAUCUAACCCAUGUCACAAUGGAGGUACUUGUGUCGAUGGUAUCAAUAGUUAUACCUGUUUGUGUCCAACCGGAUUUAUUGGUGUUUAUUGUGAAAAUGAAACAAAUGAAUGUCAACCUAAUCCUUGUUUCAAUGGUGCAACAUGUAAAGAUUUACAUAAUGAUUUCUUUUGUCACUGUCCACCCGGUUGGGAUGGUAAAACUUGCUUCAAUGAUAUAAAUGAAUGUCUAUCAAAUCCAUGUCAAAAUAAUGGUACAUGUAACAAUUUACCCAAUAAUUAUUCGUGUUCCUGUGUUCGUGGUUACACCGGAAAAGAUUGUGAAAUUGAUAUAAAUGAAUGUGACUCAUCUCCAUGUUUAAAUGAUGGAUUCUGUGAGGAAGGUAUUGAUGAUUUUACCUGUCAAUGUCAGGAAGGCUACCUUGGUCCUACCUGUUCUGAACUUUAUGAUGCGUGUGCAUCCUCACCAUGCAUGAAUGGUGGUAACUGUACCACUGAACGUCCCUCUAAAUUGUAUACCUGUGAAUGUCCGGAAGGAUUUGAAGGAGGUUUCUGUGAAAAAUUUAUUCUACUUCAAAAUCCAUUGGAUCCAGUAUUCGUUAGCGUUGUCAGUUUAAUCUGUGUCCUGAUUAUCCUCCUGUUAAUCUUAACCCUAAUCUUUGUAAGAUCGGUGAAAAAGGCUCGAGCAACUAGAGGAACUUAUUCACCAUCAACCCAAGAAAUGUUUGGUAAUUCAUCAAGUGAAAUCCUGAAACCACCUCCAGAGGAGAGAUUAAUUUAGAUUAACAAUUAAUUUUUUUGUUCUCUACCAAUUUUAAAUAUCUAAUCUUCUUUGUAUAAUUAUUUUCUAUUGAUAAGUUUUCUUCUUCUUCUUUUUCUAUCACUAAACCCAAUUUAUUCCCUAUUAUUAACUAUUAUUACCGUUAGUUAUCAUUUCUAUUAUGAUGAUUAUUAUUACAAUUAUUUGUAAUUUGAUCUAAUGUCCAGUUGUUUUGAUUGGGACAUUUGUCAAAAACGAAUCAACUUUCAUUCCAUUCCAUCCAUUUAUACAAACUCACACACCUCACCCUCUAAAUGAUGAGGAAGAUGAAGGAUGUGAUUGUAUUGACAUUUAAUUUAUCUCUCUCAUGUAAAAAAAUACACUUUAUUUAUAUACACAACAUGGUCACUCUCUUGACCACCAUUUACAUGGUUACUUUGCCGCUGUUACCCUGCCUCGUAUUGCCUUUCAUCUUGAUAAUCAUCAUCAUCAUCAUCAUCCGCCAGCUCAUCAUCACUUUAGUCUCUCCAAGAACAACAACAAUUAAUCAUCUAAAUUGAUUAGCUACCAGCUGAUUGUAAUCAAUUCUGUCAAUUGGAAAUUCAUAGAUUUAUGUUUUCUGUAUAACUUUUUUUUUAUAUACUUUCUAUCAAUCAGAUUGUGAAUCUAAUUUUUCAUCACCAUAGUUAAUUACAAUUAACUCUUUUUCUAAGAAUAAUGGAACUUUUUUUCCCUUCUUCCUCUUUUGUACAAUAAUCAACGAAAAAUCAAAUUUGAUUCUCUCCAUUUAAAUCACAAUUUGGUUAAUUUGUCAAGAAAUCAGCUCAUCAUCAAUCUAAAUUUAAUUUCAUUGGAAAUCAUAAUAAUAGAAAUUGAUAACAAUUGAAUGUAAAUUAUUAAUUUUCCUACUUCUAAUUUGUACAAUCACUUAAUUGAUCUGAAUAUUGAUCAUGAUGAAAAUAAAUUUUCUAAUUAUUAAUUACUUAA